This is a messenger RNA of Nicotiana tabacum (common tobacco), 669 nucleotides long. RefSeq lists its product as uncharacterized. Gene Ontology annotation, molecular function: DNA-binding transcription factor activity; DNA binding. Lineage: Eukaryota; Viridiplantae; Streptophyta; Magnoliopsida; Solanales; Solanaceae. The record is from RefSeq and is a predicted model, not a curated record.
AUGCAAAUAUUCUUAAUGUUUAUCUCUAAAAAAAUGAGGGAUAUCAGACAAUACAAGAAAUCUUUAGCUCCACGUUUAAGAUGGACUCCACAACUUCAUGAGCUCUUCAUUCAAUCUGUUGAAAGCCUUGGUGGAAGAAACAAAGCAACUCCAAAGAGAAUUCUGCAGAAGAUGGACAUAAAGGGAUUGAAGAUUUCUCAUGUUAAGAGCCAUCUCCAGAUGCAUAGAAACAUGAAGGAGCAACCCAGCCUCCAUAUUGUAAUGCCAGAUUUCAAUUUGUCUUCGACACUGCUUGUGUCUAAAAGAUUGAGCAGUAAGCAGAAAGAAUGUGGAAGCCAAUUCUCUCUCAAAGAAAGAAAUUCAUCUGACCAAAUUGGUGAAAAUAUUCAUUACAAUGACUACCAGGAAGAAGAAGGAAGUAUAAGUAGUGGAAUGACAAAGGAGGAGGAACAAUACUGUGAAAAGGAGAGAAAUUUUUGGCCUGUGGAUAAUCAUAAUUUUUUUGACUCUGCUAUGGAAAACACUCACAUUAACCUAGAUUUAUCUCUCUCUUAAUUUCUUUUUAUUAUUGUUAAUUAUGUGAGUAUAGAAUAGACCCCUAGCUAGUAUGACAUUCUUCUUAUGUUUAUUUAUGUACAUUUUGAUAAGAAUAAUAGAACUAUAUAUGCA